Molecule: messenger RNA, 393 nt
Organism: Miscanthus lutarioriparius
Lineage: Eukaryota; Viridiplantae; Streptophyta; Magnoliopsida; Poales; Poaceae
Source: the annotation of a GenBank genome assembly
AUGGACAGCAAAGCUAGAGCGUGCAUGCAGUUUGUAAGGAGCAGCUUGCAGUGUUUGCUUCUUCCACUUCUAGCUGGUUUACAAUGGCCUCAAUCAAUCAAUCGUCAGAGCAUGCAACCGCAGAGCAUAGGGAAGGAGCAGCCAAGGUUCCAUGGGGAUUCUGGAAGGCUGGAGCCUGGAGGACUGGACAGGCACAACAAGAAGAAAAAAAAGAAGAAGAAAAGGAUCCGAUCGUGUCUCGGCGGUUGGACUUGUGAUGUAGACGUACUGGACUGUCUGGACAUGGAAGAUGACUGUUCACUGAUGUUCAGGGCUGCACCAAAAGCCAGGAGGAAGGUAGGCGCCAAGUACCAGAGCAAAGUUGUAGAGAUCUCAGGCUGGAUCAGCUUCUAG